AUGGAUCCUGCCAGUGAGAGCAACAAAGGCAUCUUUUGUAGAGGUGUCAAGGCCGACAGUCAACCAUGCGACUGCGAGGAAUUUUUCGCUGACUCACAGGACAAGGGUCAUUGUGUGGAGUGUGGCCAUGGCUGUAGCAAGCACCCUCACAAUGUAUCUGGCUACAAAGUGGAAGAUAUUCAAGACGAACCUCAACCAAGUUCAUCAGCCGCCAUCAAGGAGAUAUUCAAUCGGGUAGCUGGUAGCAGGAGUGUCAAUGAAAAGUCAUCCACCACGAAGCGAGGCAGCCUCUCACUCGCUACUGCCCGGGAAGAAGCCAUAUUGACUUUGUCUUCUACUCGACUUGCCAGUCACAGUAAAUUGGCCAAGGGUCCAGCGCCAUCAGCUGGCUUGCGGAAGGAUCGCAAAGAGACCAACCCAUACCCAGCAAGUCAAAGGAAUGGUCUCAUCAGAGAAACCAAAGCCCCAAGCAGGGGCAGCCAGAACGAGAUACAGGCCAUGAGGAACCACGGGUGCUACCUUGACCAGCAAUUUAGAGUCGACAGCAGAUGGUCAUAUGCAAAGAUCACCAAUAACCUACGUACCUGGUUUCCAAAGGUCUUCAGAUACCUGGAUACACAAGUUGAGAAGCGAACAUCACAACCACGGCCCGGCCAAGAAGAGAAACCUGUUUGGCGCCUCCUGAACAAGUCUGGAGUGGUAUUGACGGGUGUUGAUGUCGCAUUUCCAGUUGGAAGUGACCUCGCAAAACAUAAGGGACGAGAAAAAGCCAGCCCCAGUGAAUGUCACCUCUGGUUUGUAACGAGGAAUCAGAUCCCUGACGACGUUUAUGAAUCUUGGAACACACAGUCUGUCAUCGCAGGUUCAGAUUCCGAACAUGAUGGCAGUGACCAGCUUUUGUCUUAUACGGACAGUUCAGCUGUUGAUAAGUCGGACAACAAGCUUGCGAGUUCCUUAAUGGAAUUGGAUCUGACUGAUGCCAAAGUCAAGGACUCGGACCCCAAAGGUAAAAUGAAGGCUAGAUCACCGAAAAGUACCAAUCACAUGAAAAGAGUCCUUUCUCCUGACAGGUCACCAUCAGAUACGAAGCAAGGGGCUCAAAAGAAAGUAAAGAAAGCGAGUGACACUAACAUUCCGCUAUUCUUUAUGGACUCAGCAAGUUUAAGUCCUCAAGCUCUCCCAUCAACCCAGCCUGCUCAAUUCAGUAGCCUCUCAGAAACAGUGUCAUUUCGCAAUUGGGUACAUGUUGAUGCUGCUGCCAGCCUGCGACUCAAGAAUGAAGUGUCAUUUCCACCUGAAUUUGUGUCAGUCAGUGAGGAUGAUGUCCUCUGGUGCAAUAGAACAAAUGACAAUGACCCCUUCGCCCCGGAACGGAUCAAUCCAUGGGACUCUUGUUAUAUCAUGUUUCAGAACCCUGCUAACUUUCUCGUUUGA
Suillus discolor is the source of this 1434-nucleotide messenger RNA. RefSeq lists its product as uncharacterized. The transcript is spliced from 7 exons. NCBI's taxonomy places the organism in Eukaryota, Fungi, Basidiomycota, Agaricomycetes, Boletales, Suillaceae. The record is from RefSeq and is a predicted model, not a curated record. The coding region runs from base 1 to 1434 and encodes 477 amino acids.